ACUGAGCCACCCAGGUGCCCCUAGUCUCCAAAUUAUUAAGUGUUGUCCAUUCAGAUUUAGUUCAGAUUUAAAAUAACACCAAACAAAACAAAAAGUCAGCCAAACAAACACAUCUGGGGGCUAGAUUCUGCACCCACUUUGAGUCUCUGCCUUAUAACUGUGGCUGUAGAGCCAGAUGGCCUGUGUGCAAAUCCUCAGCCCUGAAAUUGCCUCGCUGUGUGACUUUGAGCAAGUAGCCUAACUUCUCUGUGCCUCAGUUUCAUCAUACAUAAGAUACAUAUCUACCUGCCAGAGUCAUUUUGAAAAUAUAACAGGGUUAACAUGUGUGACAUGCUUAGAACCAUUCUUGGCACAUAUGUACAACUUUAUUAUUAUUAUUACAUGUUGCUCAGAGAUUUAUAUACACCAUAGGUUUAUUUAAAUCUCAGAACAGUCUUUGCAGUUAGGUAGCAUUGGAAGGCCUAUUUUCAAGUUAAGGAAACAGGCUCAAUGAGGUAAGGUGACUUGGCUUUGGUCACAUGUGAGCAUGUGGGACAGUCCUGGGACCCAGGGCUUUUGCUCUUCACAUCAGUUGUCUUUGCCCACUGCCCCCUCUCAGCAUGCCUGCGCCUGGCUGGAGGCUUGGAUACGCAUGCCCUUCCCCAGCCCAGUUGGCUACCCACCUGCCUUGGACCUGGGCACUGACUCCUGCUCGCUGUCCUCUUCCCCAGAGUUGGAGAUGGCCAAGGCCCGGAACCAACUUGAUGCUGUUUUGCAGUGUCUGCUGGAGAAGAGCCACAUGGACAGGGAGCGUCUGGAGGAAGAGGCUGGGAAAACCCCCUCGGACACCCACAACAAGGAUUGUUCCAUUGCAGCCACUGGCAAACGGCCAUCCGCCCGCUUCCCCCACCAGCGGAGGAAGAAGAGGAGGGAGAUGGAUGACGGGCUGGCUGAGGGAGGGCCACAGCGAUCCAACACGUAUGUAAUCAAGCUGUUUGACCGGAGUGUGGACUUGGCUCAGUUCAGCGAGAACACCCCCCUCUACCCCAUCUGCCGAGCCUGGAUGCGCAACAGCCCCUCAGUGCGCGAGCGCGAGCGCUCCCCCAGCUCCCCGCUACGCCCGCUGCCUGAGGACGAGGAGGUUGGACAUGCGGCGGGCCCCUUCCGGGCAGCCAGUGGGGAGAUGGUGAAGGGUGUCCUCCCCCAAAGCUGGUGGGAUAGGCAGGCACAGGUCUCUGUGUUUGCUGGAUCCGACGCAGCACACAGAUGUGAACCCUUUGGCCAAGAGUGUGGAUGGAACUCCUUAAAGCAGACAGACACAACCACCUGGCCUGCCAGGGGGAGGGGACAGGGCUUCCUGGGGCAGGUAGAUGUGACCUCCAAGAUUAGAGGUUCCCAAAAGCUGGGGGGCUUGACAGGGGUCCUUACUGCAACCAGGUGUAGCCACCUGCCUAGGGGAGCGGAUGAGGGUUACUGGGCUGGGUAGGAGUGAUUGGGGGUCCCUGGGCUGGAUAGAAUAGAAUCAGGGAUCCCCGAAGCGACAUUUCUUUGGCAUGGCUCCUAAGACGGGUCCCCAGUGAGACCCUUGUGUCUGCUGUCACUGGGAAAGGCAGGAGGAGUGAAGUGCGUACUGCUGGCCCUCUUCUCUAACUCUCUUGGGCCUGGCGUGGGUUCCCUUGUGUCCCCAGAGUUCGGAGGUCACCAACAGCAAGAGUCGUGAUGUGUACAAGCUGCCCCCACCCACAGCCCCCGGGCC
Enhydra lutris kenyoni (northern sea otter) is the source of this 1735-nucleotide messenger RNA. RefSeq names its product lin-37 DREAM MuvB core complex component. The transcript has 5 exons. Gene Ontology annotation, cellular component: transcription repressor complex; Myb complex. Lineage: Eukaryota; Metazoa; Chordata; Mammalia; Carnivora; Mustelidae. Gene Ontology annotation, biological process: negative regulation of transcription by RNA polymerase II. Bases 527 to 1465 code for a protein of 312 amino acids. The record is from RefSeq and is a predicted model, not a curated record.